Molecule: messenger RNA, 450 nt
Organism: Hibiscus syriacus
Lineage: Eukaryota; Viridiplantae; Streptophyta; Magnoliopsida; Malvales; Malvaceae
Exons: 1
Coding region: 1-450 (149 amino acids)
Source: RefSeq, a predicted model, not a curated record
AUGGCCACCCUUGAUAGACUGCCUACGAGGGAUAGGCUGAUUCGAUUCGGUUUGGUCUUGGAUAAUGGAUGUGUCCUGUGUGGGUCUGGGAUCGAGUCCCGUGACCAUCUCUUUGCUGAUUGCUCCUUUGCUCAAGACGUUUGGAAUGCUGUGCAGGUCUCGUGUGGGAUUUGUCCUGCUUCGCUUAAAUGGAAUGAUCACCUUCAAUGGCUGAUUGUUAACUUGAAGGGUAAAUCUCUCAGGGUAAGGAUUCUAAAGCUCGGCUGGACUGGUUUUUUGUACCACAUUUGGGAGAAACGUAACCACGUAAGCUUCAGGGGUGUUUCUCGUUUUGUUGAUAUGAUUGUAAGUAGUAUUAAAGAUGAUGUUAAAACCAAAUUGUAUAGUUAUAGUAUGCAGGGGAUUGAUGAUGUAAGUAGGCAAGUAGGUAUAAAUUGGGGGUUAAUGUAG